Ilex paraguariensis (yerba mate) is the source of this 2063-nucleotide messenger RNA. NCBI's taxonomy places the organism in Eukaryota, Viridiplantae, Streptophyta, Magnoliopsida, Aquifoliales, Aquifoliaceae. The record is from the annotation of a GenBank genome assembly.
AGAAUCAGAACUCCCUGUCUGAGCUCCGAACGAUCAAACUAUUCUCUCUCCAAAACGAAAACCUUCAAGCUCUGAUCUGAAAGACAAAUGGAGGAAACGAAGAAGGAGAUAAAGAAGCCAAGGUUUUGGUUUUGGAGAUGGGCAUUGGCAUCUCUCCUCUUCAGACUAAUUCUCAUUUACUUCCCCAAAAAUCUCAACCUAUCCUCUCGUCCCGAAGUCUCCACUCCUCUCACCAGCCUCCGCCGCCUGGCGGAAGGUUACUGGUUAAAGCAGUCAUCUAUGUCGCCCUAUACUGGUUCUAUGUACCAUGGAUCUCCUCUUUUGUUGUCAAUCCUCGGUCCUCUUACUGUUAAACGAAUCGAAGGGCAACCCAGUCAUCUUAUAUGCAGAUUUUGCCACUGCACUGCUAAUUCGUGCAACUGGCCAUAAUCUUCAAUUGGCAUAUAGUCAGAGUUUGAAAUCACUGGAUCUUGGUAGACUGUUAGAAAAUUCAGAAAUUCUAUCCUCUGGGGAUAUUGCUGCUCUCAUGUACUUAUGGAAUCCUUUCACCAUCGUCACAUGUGUUGGUUUCAACACAUCCCCCAUUGAAAAUCUGGGCAUCAUCCUGUCAAUAUAUGGAGCAUGUACACGACUAGUUCCAUUAGCAGCUUUUGGAUGGGUCAUAGCAUCACAUUUGUCUCUUUAUCCUGUAAUUUUGAUAAUUCCGGUGAUUCUUUUACUGGGAUAUGGUCCAGAUGCUCCUCCGAGGAAAUUGUUCAUGCAAAAGAAUUCCACUAAAAUUCAAGAUAACCUCGCAAGUGAUAGCUUUUCCAAGCAAAAGGGAUUGACAAGUCAACCAGCGCAACCGACUUCUUUUUCAUGGCGACUAGUGCUGUUUUUUCUUUUGUGGGCAUCUGUAUGGACAUUCUAUGUCUUAGUUCUGUGUGGCAUUUCUGUAACAGAGCAUGGUGGUCUUUUGGAGAUGUUUAAGAGAACAUAUGGGUUUAUUCUCACUGUGAAAGAUUUGUCUCCAAACAUAGGUGUCUUAUGGUACUUCUUUGCAGAGGUUUUUGAUUUUUUCAGAAAUUUCUUUCUGAUAGUUUUCCAUGUAAAUAUUCUAUUCAUGAUAUUGCCGUUGGCCAUACGUCUAAACCACCGGCCUUGCUUUCUGGCUUUUGUGUACAUUGGCAUCUCUUCAAUGCUUAAAUCCUAUCCUUCAGUUGGGGACUCAGCCCUGUAUUUGGGUUUGUUGGGCUUGUUUGUCAACGAACUAGCAGAUAUGCAAUUCUCCUUUUUCCUCUUUUGUGGAUGCUUGGGGGUGUCUCUCCUCAGUCCAGUGAUGCACAACCUGUGGAUAUGGAGAGGGACUGGCAAUGCAAACUUCUACUUUGCAACUGCAAUAGCGUAUGCUUGCUUCCAGAUUAUUUUGGUGGUCGAGAGUGUUAGUUCAAUGCUCAACCAUGACAGGAAGAUUAGGAAGCUAUCCACUCCAAAGGCUUGAGAUGGGAGGUGUUAUAUAAUGUUAAUCCUUUCAAAGGUGGUUUUUUGCAAUGACACUGCAUUGGCUGCUGAACCAGCAUCUUUCGCUGCGUCAUAGAUAUGUCACAGCACCAUAAUGUGGGUUAGUUUGGUGUCACCAUUAUCUGCAGAUUAAAUUACGUUCCAUCUUUUCAAGGGAAGAAGUUUACACGAUGGCCCCUUGAAAUAUAUUUUUCACCAGAGAACAUUAACACAGUUGACCUUUAUCUUUGAUCUUCUCCCGGAUGUGUUGUCGACGUGGCAUUACCAAGGAUCCUACUUCAGAAAACCAGUUCUUGGUUUUUCUAUGAGGUAACUGAGUGUACUGAUUUGUUUUACUUGUACAUCAUAGAAGAUAAUUGCCCUGUUUAGAAUUGGUCGCAUGGUGAGCAAUUUCAGUUUUCAUGGCUCGAUUGAACAUAGAACAUAAUGGUUUUGAUGUCCUCUCAAUUGAUGCUACUCCAAAACCCAAGUAGCCACUGCUGAUAUGUCUAAAACCGUGUGCAGGAAUACUUGACUGUAAUUCACUUCUUUUGUCGUAUCAUAUGCUGUCUUUGGCUUGGUAA